AUGAAACUUGAAGUUUUGGACAACCAAAACAUAGAACCUGAAGUGUCAAACGAUCAAAACGUAGAACCUGAGGCAUUGGACAAUCAAGAUGUAGAGCUUGAAGUGUUAGCAGUAUAUAAUAGCACAGAUGAUUUCUCUGAUAUCGAUAUCGAUAAUUUUGAUGAUAUUGAAGGAUUCUCUAUUGGCAAAACUUUUAAAAAUUGGGAUCAAGUGGCGGACUUCAUGAAAAAAUACGCUAUUAUUAAAGGCCAUAGAAUACGAAUCGGUGGUGGUGGAUGGGAGAAAUUACUGCAAGAUUAUCCACAAUCCACUGAUGUACAAUCAACCUCUCGAAACGAAGGUGAGAACUCAACAUUAAAACGCCUUUUUGGAAGUUCAAGUCUUUCGUUAUGUGAGCUGUUUGAGGCCUUAGAAGAAAGAUACCAAGAAGAAACUGAUUAUUUCAUACAACAAUUAAACGAGUUUGUAAUGCCAAACAUAAUGAAAAAACAGGAGAAACAAAUGAAUUUGAAUUUUUAUUACCAUGCCGUGGAGAUUGAUCUUAAAGCUGUGUUUUUUAAAGAGAAGGAAGUUGAUGAAUCUGAACAAUGCAUUGAUAAUUUCGAAUUCGAUGUUAAUGAAGCUGAAGAAUUUGCAAAUUGUGGUUCAAACCAGUCACCUAAUGAAAUAUCUAAGGCUAUUUCGAAAAAACACAAAUUCAGUGAACUUUGGGGAUUAGGAAAAAAAAUAAUAGUCAACACAAUUGAGAAUAGUAAUGAAGAUAUUUACUAUAAACUUCUUGGGUUUUUUACAUCUAUCCAGAAUAGAACAUUGCCACAGAGAAUUAUUAGUGAAGUUAGUGAUGUUGAUAACUUUAGCCAUAAGAUUAACAAUGAUGGUUGUAUGAUAAGUAUUCGAAAUCCUGUUAAAAAAAGAUCUAAAGGUCGUUCAAAAUCAAAAAGAAUUGCAAAUGCUUUUGAGAAGUCCGAUACAAAAACAAUGUUUGUUAAUUUAGGUUAUGAAGAAUUAUCGACCAUGUCUACAAGUCACGAAAGUGUUCGAGAUAUGUCAGAUACAGAAGAAUCAGUAGGACCAAGUAAUCCUGUAGUGUUGAUUUCGUCAUCUACACAACCAAUUGACUUUCAAAAUUGUGAACGUACACAAAGGCAAUGUAGA
Cetraspora pellucida is the source of this 1155-nucleotide messenger RNA. NCBI's taxonomy places the organism in Eukaryota, Fungi, Glomeromycota, Glomeromycetes, Diversisporales, Gigasporaceae. The record is from the annotation of a GenBank genome assembly.